Messenger RNA from Myripristis murdjan (pinecone soldierfish), 3888 nucleotides. RefSeq names its product ATPase plasma membrane Ca2+ transporting 2 (gene atp2b2). The transcript is spliced from 23 exons. Bases 199 to 3858 code for a protein of 1219 amino acids. Gene Ontology annotation, biological process: calcium ion transmembrane transport; regulation of cytosolic calcium ion concentration. NCBI's taxonomy places the organism in Eukaryota, Metazoa, Chordata, Actinopteri, Holocentriformes, Holocentridae. Gene Ontology annotation, cellular component: intracellular membrane-bounded organelle; plasma membrane; postsynaptic density membrane. The record is from RefSeq and is a predicted model, not a curated record. Gene Ontology annotation, molecular function: P-type calcium transporter activity; ATP hydrolysis activity; ATP binding.
UCUACUUCUCCUACCAGCGGUGUCCCCCACCCACCACCCCUUGAUUCCUGUUUUGGAAUUUUUUUCUUUGUCUUUUUUCCAUUUUUUUUUUUUUUUUUGGAUGAGCGAGAGCUCAUCUCACUGUUGUGCAAGCUUUUUUUUUAUUGAUCUCUUAGCAAUAACAAACUCUAAAUCUAACUGACUUGACUAGCUGACAUCAUGGGGGACAUGUCCAACAGCGAUUUUUAUGCCAAGAACCAAAGAAACGAGGGCAACCAUGCGGCCGUCUUUGGCUGCUCGCUCAUGGAGCUGCGCUCGUUGAUGGAGCUGCGUGGCACAGAGGCGGUGGUCAAGAUCCAGGAGGACUACGGGGACUUAGAGGGACUGUGCACACGGCUGAAAACCUCACCCACGGAAGGUCUUGCGGGGGCCCCAGCUGAUCUAGAGAAGAGAAGAGAAAUAUUUGGGAAGAACUUGAUACCUCCAAAGAAGCCAAAAACCUUCCUGCAGCUGGUAUGGGAGGCCCUGCAGGAUGUCACCCUCAUCAUCCUGGAGAUCGCUGCCCUGAUCUCCCUGGGCCUCUCCUUCUAUCAUCCUCCUGGAGACAACACUGCAGAGUCCUGUGGCGAAGCGUCAGCCGGGGCAGAGGAUGAGGGUGAAGCGGAGGCCGGCUGGAUUGAGGGCGCGGCCAUCCUGUUGUCUGUGGUGUGUGUGGUGCUGGUGACAGCCUUCAACGACUGGUCGAAGGAGAAGCAGUUCCGCGGGCUGCAGAGCCGCAUCGAGCAGGAGCAGAAGUUCCAGGUGGUCCGUGGCAGCCAGGUCAUACAGCUGCCCGUGGCUGAUAUCGUGGUGGGGGACAUUGCACAGGUCAAAUAUGGUGAUCUGUUGCCUGCUGAUGGAGUGUUGAUCCAGGGCAACGACCUGAAGAUUGAUGAAUCGUCCCUGACUGGAGAGUCCGAUCACGUCAGGAAGUCUGCAGACAAGGACCCCAUGCUGUUGUCUGGGACUCAUGUGAUGGAGGGGUCAGGGCGCAUGGUGGUGACGGCUGUUGGGGUCAACUCUCAGACUGGAAUCAUCUUCACUCUGCUGGGGGCUGGAGUGGAGGAAGAAGAAAAGAAAGAAAAGAAAGGAGGGGCAAUGGAGGAUGGACACCAGAAUGCAGACCGCUCCCAUCCCUCUACCCACCCCAUCGCCACUAUAGCCACGGAUGGGGCUGCAGGCAUUAAUGCCCCUGGCAGUGCCAGCCUAAUUAAUGGUAAAAUGCAGGAUGGCAAUAUGGAGAGCAACCAGAUUAAAGUGAAGAAGCAGGAUGGAGCAGCCGCCAUGGAGAUGCAACCUCUGAAGAGUGCUGAAGGUGGAGAGACAGAGGAGAGAGAGAGGAAGAAGGCAAGCAUUCCCAAGAAAGAGAAGUCCGUUCUGCAAGGAAAGUUGACCAAGCUGGCUGUCCAGAUUGGCAAAGCAGGUUUGCUCAUGUCGGCCAUCACAGUCAUCAUCCUGGUCCUGAACUUUGCCAUUGAAAACUUUGUGAUAGACAAGCGCCCUUGGUUGCCAGAGUGUACACCUAUCUACAUCCAGUACUUUGUCAAGUUCUUCAUCAUCGGUGUAACUGUGUUGGUGGUGGCCGUGCCUGAGGGGCUGCCGCUGGCUGUCACAAUCUCCCUGGCCUAUUCUGUCAAGAAAAUGAUGAAAGACAACAACCUGGUGCGCCACCUGGAUGCAUGCGAAACAAUGGGCAAUGCCACAGCCAUCUGCUCUGACAAGACCGGCACGCUAACCACCAAUCGCAUGACGGCUGUGCAGUGUUACAUAGGGGACGUCCACUACAAAGAAAUCCCAGACCCCGGAGCUGUGCCACCAAAAUCACUGGACUUACUGGUCAAUUCUAUUUCAGUCAACAGCGCCUACACCACUAAAAUACUGCCCCCAGAUAAGGAAGGCGGGCUACCCAAGCAAGUGGGCAACAAGACUGAGUGCGGCCUGCUGGGAUUGGUCUUGGACCUGAAGCGGGACUACCAGCCAAUCAGGAACCAGAUCCCAGAGGAGAAGCUCUACAAGGUCUACACCUUCAACUCUGUCAGGAAGUCCAUGAGCACCGUCAUCAAACUGCCUGAUGGGAGCUUCCGCAUGUAUAGCAAGGGAGCCUCUGAGAUCAUCCUGAAAAAAUGCAGUCACAUCCUGAAUGAGGUUGGCGAGCCAAGGGUGUUCCGUCCACGUGACAAAGAUGAGAUGGUGAAGAAGGUGAUUGAACCCAUGGCGUGUGAUGGCCUUAGGACCAUCUGCGUGGCGUACCGUGACUUCCCUGCCGAUCCCGAGCCCAGCUGGGACGAUGAGAACAACAUCCUCAGUGAGCUGGUGGCCAUCACUGUUGUCGGGAUAGAAGACCCUGUCAGGCCUGAGGUGCCCGAUGCCAUCCAGAAGUGCCAGCGCGCAGGUAUCACAGUGCGCAUGGUGACAGGAGACAACAUAAACACAGCCCGGGCCAUUGCUAUAAAGUGUGGCAUCAUCCACCCUGGAGAGGACUUCCUGUGCAUCGAUGGCAAAGAGUUUAACAGGAGGAUCCGCAAUGAGAAGGGAGAGGUGGAACAGGAGCGCAUUGACAAGGUUUGGCCCAAACUCAGAGUCCUGGCCAGGUCCUCCCCAACUGACAAACACACUCUUGUCAAAGGCAUCAUUGACAGCACCAUGGUAGAUCAGAGGCAGGUGGUAGCUGUGACAGGAGAUGGGACCAAUGACGGACCAGCCCUGAAAAAGGCUGAUGUUGGUUUUGCCAUGGGUAUCGCUGGCACAGAUGUGGCUAAGGAGGCGUCAGACAUCAUUCUGACCGAUGACAACUUCAGCAGCAUCGUCAAAGCCGUAAUGUGGGGACGGAAUGUCUACGACAGCAUCUCCAAGUUUCUCCAGUUCCAGCUCACUGUCAAUGUUGUUGCUGUCAUCGUGGCUUUCACCGGAGCCUGCAUUACACAGGACUCUCCACUGAAGGCUGUGCAGAUGCUUUGGGUGAACCUGAUCAUGGAUACCUUCGCUUCCCUGGCUCUGGCCACGGAGCCUCCCACAGAGUCUUUGCUGAAGAGGAAGCCAUACGGUCGCAACAAGCCACUCAUCUCCAGCACGAUGACAAAGAACAUCUUCGGACAUGGAGUCUACCAGCUUGUCAUCAUCUUCACGCUGCUCUUCGUUGGUGAGAAGAUCUUUGACAUUGACAGUGGCCGUAAUGCCCCUCUCCACUCCCCUCCGUCUGAGCACUACACCAUCAUCUUCAACACCUUUGUCAUGAUGCAGCUCUUCAACGAGAUAAAUGCCCGAAAAAUCCAUGGAGAGAGGAAUGUCUUUGAAGGCAUCUUCAGGAACCCCAUCUUCUGCUCCAUUGUGUUUGGCACCUUUGCUGUCCAGAUUGUGAUUGUGCAGUUUGGAGGGAAGCCAUUCAGCUGUCACCCUCUGGACAUUGAAAAGUGGAUGUGGUGUGUUUUCCUUGGAAUAGGAGAGCUAAUCUGGGGGCAGGUGAUAGCCACCAUACCCAAUAGCAGGUUGCGUUUCCUGCGGGGGGCGGGCCAGUUAAGUCAAAAAGAUGAGUUACCAGAAGAGGACGUGAACGAAGAAAACGAAGAGAUUGACCACGCGGAGAGGGAGCUGAGAAGAGGACAGAUCCUUUGGUUCAGAGGUCUCAACCGCAUUCAGACUCAGAUUGAAGUAGUCAACACCUUCAAGAGUGGCACCUCCUUUCAGGGGGCUGGGGCUCUGAGACGCCAAUCAUCCACCACCAGCCAGACCCAGGAUGUAACCAAUGUUUCUAGUCCUAGUCACGUGUCCUUGUCCAAUGCCCUUUCCUCUCCUACAAGCACUACUGCUGCUACUGCUCCUCCCACUACUGGCCAGUGCUAGGAGCGCAGGACUAAGGGUGAUACCCACGGC